GCUUCCGGCCUUUUCUUCUAAGCACUGACCCCUUGCCUCUCCUCUGCUCAGACGGACCAGGAAGGUAGAAGACAAAAUGUCGUCACUGAUGGAAUGCAGCCUUGAGACGAUCAUCAACAUCUUCCACCAGUACUCUACUCGCCUGGAGCACCACGACAGGCUGAACCAGAAAGAGUUCAAACAGAUGGUGAGAAAGGAGCUGCCCAACUUCCUCAAGAAGCAGAAGAGGAAUGAGGCGGCCAUAAACCACAUUCUGGAGGAGCUGGACACCAAUGAAGACAAGGAGCUGAGCUUCGAGGAGUUCUCCAUGCUGAUCGCCCGGCUGACGGUGGCGUCCCACGAGGAGAUGCACAAGACCGCCCCCCCAGGGGUAGGCCACAGCCACGGGCCAGGCUUCGGAGAGAGCCGCGGCACCUGCCAGAACAAAAGUGGCACUGAGCAGUCUGGCCACGGCCACAGCCAUGGUGGCCACGGCCACAGCCAUGGCGGCCAUGGCCACAGCCACGACCACUAAUCAGGAGGCCAGGCCACCCUGUCCCCGCCCAUCUAGGGCCCCAGGGCUGCAUGCGGCAUCGCCUUAGCUGUGGGGCUGGGGCCGGGGCUGAAAUAAAGUGUUCCUCCAAGCCA
This is a messenger RNA of Rhinolophus ferrumequinum (greater horseshoe bat), 627 nucleotides long. It is a transcript of the gene S100A9, whose product is annotated as S100 calcium binding protein A9. The coding region runs from base 77 to 514 and encodes 145 amino acids. NCBI's taxonomy places the organism in Eukaryota, Metazoa, Chordata, Mammalia, Chiroptera, Rhinolophidae. Gene Ontology annotation, cellular component: cytoplasm; extracellular exosome; nucleus. Gene Ontology annotation, molecular function: calcium ion binding. The record is from RefSeq and is a predicted model, not a curated record. The transcript is spliced from 2 exons. Gene Ontology annotation, biological process: neutrophil aggregation; endothelial cell migration; antimicrobial humoral immune response mediated by antimicrobial peptide.